UGUCACCGGGAAGCGGAACCAAUAUGUGGGGUCAAAGCAGCAUAGCCAAUUUAGAAGUUGUGUUACAGUCUACUGAGUUUAAUCAAUUCUAAAUAUUUAACGUGUUUGGCCACCAUGCUACAGAAUAAAGAAUGAGGAUAGAGAAAAGCUGCUAAAGUGAAAACAGUGUGAGAGAAGAUGGAGGUGCCGGAGAAAGAUUCUUUGCUUUCGGUACCGGAAUCGCCACAGACACUGGUCCCCAGUAGCAGACCAAAAUGGACAGAGAGUGGGGCGAGGCCUGUAGAAAAGAGAGGCCCGUACAUUAUGUCCAAAGUUCCUGCAAUUCAUCUCAAACUGCAAAGGCACAGAGAUAUGGCAAAGAAGGCCCUGAAGAAGAAAGGGUUGACAGCUGGAGCCGUGGUCCAGCAGCCUAAGCCAGGAGCUAAGAGGAGCGUGAAGUAUAAUAAAGGGUAUGCUGCUCUCAGUCAAAACUCUGAGGAUGCACUUGUAUCAUUGGAUUCAGAUAGUGAUGCUGAACCGGAGUCCCAGUAUUCUUCUGGAUAUUCUUCUGCAGAGGUAAACCAGGACCUGAACAGGCAGCUUCUUCAGGAUGGCUACCGGCUGGAUGAGAUGCCUGAUGAUGAGGACCUGGACCUCAUUCCUCCAAAAGCCAUGGGUUCUUCUACCUGUGCCUGCUGCUGUGUGGAGACCCCUUUGUGCUGUAUCCAGUAGCUAUAGGAGCAUAACAGUUUUGUCAGCUCGGAGUGGCACAACCACCACUGCAUUGGUCAUACUAAUGUAUUGUAAGGUCAGUGUGGGCACCAAUCUUCAUACACACUUUAUGAUCCUUGAGGAAAAAGUUCCAUUCCAGGGCUUCUUAAAAGUCACAAGCUAGCUUUUCACGAGAGUAGCUGCAGAGUGACUGGGCAGUUUUCAGAUUAGUGCAUGUGCACUUUUUUAUCAAAAAGCGAUCUGUCUUGGUGUUUAAAUUAUCACCACUUUUUCAAUAUGAACGUUUUGUCAGAGCUUGCCUUCAGAACAGGUUUUAAUACUUUACCAAAGUAAUGAGACUUUCAUAAAGGUGCUAUUAGAGAACUUCCAAUUCUGUUACAGUAAUAUAUUGGAAACUAAUCUGAAAAAGUAUGUAGUGUAGAGAUUGAUUUGUCCUUUAUGUUGUUUUGGACAAAAGGACAAAAUCUACUAUUUGUAUGGAACUUUUCCCUGAUAAUCCCACUAUUAACAAGAUUCCAGAUGAUGAAGAGAUAACAUGAAUUCUUAACUACUUCCAGAUUCAAAAAACUCUUGGAAUAAAACACGUGGUUUAAACAAAUGCAACAAGAAUCUCCAGAGAAAAGGUUUCCUUUUGUCAUUUGUUGGUCUGAGUAAUUUGUCUCACUGUUGUGGCAUCACAUCAUGCCCAUUAUCAAUCCCAGGAUCAGUCUGUUACUAAAUUGUUACAACAAAGGUCAUUCAGAAACACCAUAAACCAAAAUUGCUACUGACAGAUUAUUUAAUAAUUUGAUACCAUUUAAAAGCACUUUCACUUACAUUGGUGAUAUAACAAAGGUUAUUGGUAGGCCUUUGCUUUCCUUGCUUUCUUCAUUACUUUGAAACGGAGAAUUCUUUCUCAGUUCAUGGUGCAGAAUAAGGUAUAAAAUGUAACAGUCCUUGAUAACUACGUUCAGAUUGAAUUCAAUCCCUUUGCACUUUAAUAGCAAUUUCAGGUGAUAUUUUUUCUUCUUGUUAAGAAAUAUCCAAGGAAUUCUGUUUUUUUGUAUCAAUAAUAAUUUGUAAUAAUUUUUAGUAAUUUGCUGAGUUAGAAGGAUUCUGAAUUGCUAUCCUGUCACAUUCUGAAGCAUAGUGGGGACAUUUUAUUAGCAUUGUUUCCAGGAAUUCUUUCUCUUGAAGCGCCUAGUCCUACAUUUGAUAGAUAUUUGUUUUGUACAAAAAAGGCCUUUUAUAAAGACCUUACAUGGACCUUGUCAAAAAUGUGGACUUCGUUUAAAAAAGAGAUUUGGCAAAGUAUCACUGGUCAAGGUUUCUUUUUAUGUCCAAUGAAAUAAGUUCUCUGCAGAAAGAAACGUAUUGUGUGAUACCAGGGGCACAUUGGCAGAGUUCUUCAAGCUACCAUCCUUUUGAAAUGAGAGUACUGGUUCUCAAAAUAACGAUCUGUGGCUUGGGCCAUCAGACUAUCAUUAUACUUGUGUGCUUACUUAAUAGUGUACUUCAAGUAGCUUACAACAUAUUUGUAUUUUACAUAUCUUGCUAAUCAUCUUGUAGGUUUCUACCCAACGUAAUCAAAAAGAGUUCCUUGUCAGAGGUGUGGGACAAAAAAAAAUUAAAUGUUUCACUAGCAAAAUAACAUUAACGUUCAUACAAAUUGUUUUAUUUAAAAUGUGACACUAUGAUGUUUUUUUUCUAGAGAAAACAGUUUUCCAUUUGGUUUUAGUUAAAACACUUCCCUGCCCUUCUGACAAGUGCUGUAUAUAAAUUAACAGAACAAAGGCAGAAACACUAACUUUUCUUACUUUCUUAUCAGAAGUAGCUAUAACUGCUAACACUAGAGGAAAACUGCAGCUUUGGAGUUGUAAGUGCCUUUCACAGUUAAACAUCUCUGACUCAAAAGCAAUUGGGCAAAAAAGAGAAGAGAUUAUGUAACACAAACAGUUGCUUGCCCUUUUCCCUUAAAUACUCAAAUGUUUGCACAUAAAGUUAAUCUAGUGAUCUUUAUAUUUCUCAAAAAUCCAUUAAAUGACUGUUCAAUUUCA
Molecule: messenger RNA, 2747 nt
Organism: Lepisosteus oculatus (spotted gar)
Lineage: Eukaryota; Metazoa; Chordata; Actinopteri; Semionotiformes; Lepisosteidae
Gene: fam219b
Product: family with sequence similarity 219 member B
Source: RefSeq, a predicted model, not a curated record